CCGCUGCACAGACGCCACGAUAUUACAGCGACCAGUCGCUCGCUCGCCGGGCAGGAGUAGCCGUUGCGCCAGCGGCAGCAGGCAAUGGAAGCGGAGAACGCGGGCAGCUAUUCCCUUCAGCAAGCUCAAGCUUUUUAUACAUUUCCAUUCCCACACAUGAUGGCCGAAGCUCCCCACGUGGAAGCGGCGGAUGCACAGCCCCCGCCCGCGGAAGUCCCAGAGCUGGCCCCCGCUCAGGAACCUGCACAAGAGCCUCCAAAAGGAAGGAAAAGAAAACCCAGAACAACACAACCAAAAAAACCAGUGGAACCCAAAAAACCUGCCGAGGCCAAAAAACCUGCCGAGGCCAAAAAAUCUGCCAAGUCCACAAAAUCAAAAGAAAAGCAAGAAAAAAUUACAGACACAUUUAAAGUGAAGAGAAAAGUUGACCGUUUUAAUGGUGUUUCAGAAGCCGAACUUUUGACCAAGACACUCCCAGACAUUUUGACCUUCAAUCUGGAUAUUGUGAUUAUUGGCAUAAACCCAGGACUGAUGGCUGCUUACAAAGGACAUCAUUACCCUGGACCUGGAAACCAUUUUUGGAAGUGUCUGUUUAUGUCAGGACUGAGUGAGGUCCAACUGAACCAUAUGGAUGAUCACACUUUACCAGGGAAGUAUGGUAUUGGAUUUACCAAUAUGGUGGAAAGAACAACACCAGGCAGCAAGGAUCUUUCCAGUAAAGAAUUUCGUGAAGGAGGACGUAUUCUAGUGCAGAAAUUACAGAAAUAUCAGCCACGAAUAGCAGUGUUUAAUGGAAAAUGUAUUUAUGAAAUUUUUAGUAAAGAAGUUUUUGGAGUAAAGGUUAAGAACUUAGAAUUUGGACUGCAACCCCAUAAGAUCCCAGACACAGAAACUCUCUGCUAUGUGAUGCCGUCAUCCAGUGCAAGAUGUGCCCAGUUUCCUCGCGCCCAGGACAAAGUUCAUUACUACAUUAAGCUGAAAGACUUAAGAGAUCAGUUGAAAGGCAUUGAACGAAACACAGACGUUCAAGAGGUUCAAUAUACAUUUGACCUACAGCUUGCCCAAGAGGAUGCAAAGAAGAUGGCUGUUAAGGAAGAAAAAUAUGAUCCGGGUUAUGAAGCAGCAUAUGGUGGUGCUUAUGGCGCAGACCCGGGCAGCAGUGAGCCUUGCGGCUUCUCUUCAAAUGGGCUAACAGCUGACAGUGGAGAGUCAGCUUUCAGUGAUGUUCCCAAUGGGCAGUGGAUGAGCCAGUCGUUUCCAGACCAGCUUCCCUCCUUCACGACUCGUUGUGGGACGCAAGAACAGGAGGAAGGAACCCAUGCUUAAGAACGGUGCUUCUCGGCUCUGCUCCAAUGCUGCAGUUUUAAUGCAGUUGUCAAGAAGUGGCCCUCAGUUUGCUAACUGAAGUGUUUUAGUAGUGUUUUCCUCUGGUGAUGUAAUCAUAGUACAGUUGUGUGGUAGAAUCAACUGUAUGAACCUAAGUAGUUUGAAAGAAAAAUUUAGGGGUUUUUUGUACGAAUAUGAGUUUUUGUAUUUGAGUUAACCAUCAUUCCAGCAUUUUAUAAAGCCUUUUUCAUUUAUGAAGAUAUUGAUUUUUUGGGGGGGAGUCACUUUUAAUCUGUAAUUUUAAAAUGCAACAGUCUGAAUAUUUAUAUUUGAUUAGUAACUGUGCAUAAACCUAGGUUCACCAUUAUCCCUGUUAUGCCUGAGAAGGGCAUGCUAAUGAUAAGAAUGACCGCUGGUAGGAGGCGAUGUGUUGAUCUUCAUGUGCAUCAAGCCUCAGUGGAGUCCUGUUCACCGUCAGACCUCUUCACCACCGGUGGUUGUUUGUGAGGGUUGCUUACUAGUACAGACGUAGAAUGUGGCCUUCCAGCAGCAAGGCUAACCUGGCCUUACCUGACGGGGCACUGAACCCCAGCUUUGGCAGCCCUCACCCCUGUGUGUUCAGCUUCUAAUAGAAACUAUUCUGCUGGGAUGGUGGGCUCCAGAGAAUGCAGUAGACCUUUUAAAUUCUGUUACUUCAUCUGUGUUUUACUUGAAAGACAUACAUUUGAUAGAGAAGGAACUGAAUUUCUCUUUCAGUAUCUACUACCGUAUGAAUUUUAUCCUCCUUGGCUUUAAGGAUGUAACAUGGAAAGUGAUGAGAAAUGAACUUUCAGGCUGAGCAACAAGAUGCUGGAGGUGUUUGAUAAUCUUAUUUAAAUCGGUGCUUUAUGUACAUGAGAUGUACUAAUAUAAAUAAGGCAGAAUUUUUCUUGCUAGUUUAAUAAGCUAGUAAUUUUUAAAAUUAUUUCUCUACAUCAUUACUCUGGUUACUGUGUACUAAGUUAACCUUAUGGCAAGGUUACUUUGAAGUAAUGUACCUUUGUGAUUUUCUAAUGUAUUUUCCAAGGUGCUACAAAUAGCCCAGACUGCUAGGCCUGGCAGAUACAAAGCUGGGUAUUUGGAAAUGCCAUUUGCGUUUACUCCUGAUCACUUAUACCCAAGGAGCAUGCUUCUCAAUAGGAACAUAUUUAUCAGGUGUUUUUUGUUUUCUAAAAGAUUAUUACAUGACCUGUUUUUUUUUAUAACGAGAGAAACAGAUCC
Messenger RNA from Molossus molossus (Pallas's mastiff bat), 2586 nucleotides. It is a transcript of the gene TDG, whose product is annotated as thymine DNA glycosylase. Gene Ontology annotation, biological process: base-excision repair, AP site formation. Bases 85 to 1326 code for a protein of 413 amino acids. Gene Ontology annotation, molecular function: mismatch base pair DNA N-glycosylase activity. NCBI's taxonomy places the organism in Eukaryota, Metazoa, Chordata, Mammalia, Chiroptera, Molossidae. The transcript has 10 exons. The record is from RefSeq and is a predicted model, not a curated record. Gene Ontology annotation, cellular component: nucleus.